Molecule: messenger RNA, 10236 nt
Organism: Mauremys reevesii (Reeves's turtle)
Lineage: Eukaryota; Metazoa; Chordata; Testudines; Geoemydidae
Product: myosin-11-like
Exons: 5
Coding region: 472-1926 (484 amino acids)
Biological process (GO): cell adhesion
Molecular function (GO): carbohydrate binding
Source: RefSeq, a predicted model, not a curated record
UUCACCUGCCCUAGUUUUCUGCCUGCUCUUUGGCGGAGGAGGAAAAAAGUUUGGCUUUCGGCUUCAACUUUUUAGUCAGCUCCGAGGAGGCUAUCGAAGUGGGCAAAGCGGCCGUUUGGGGACUUCGUUAAGCCCCCCAAAGGAUCGAGGAAUUUAUUUCAAUGCAGUAUUGCGCUUAUUGCAACAGCUGGAGGCAAUGCACCGAUUGCAUCAACUGCAUUCUCUGCAUGCCUUGCUGCUGUUGCAGUAGUUGUAAGCAUGGCAGCCAGCAGUGAUUGCAUUAGCCGGGGGCAGUGCAUGCUUUGCAUUAGCUGUAUUCCCAUGUAUUGCACUGCUUGGACAACUUGCUCGCUUUGCAACCACUAGUUGCAUUUGUCGUAUGCCUCGCACCAGCUGCAUUCAGUGCACCAGUUGCGUGCCCUGGCCCGGCUGCAUUAAUCUCUGCAGUUGGGUUAAUUGCACGGGGGCAGCAUGACUGCCAAGCAGCGCAAAGCAGGCAGAGGACGGACUGAGAACAAUGCUGGGGCUCUCGUUGCUCCGGGCCGGAUGGAAGAGAGGGCGGCCGGGGGUCCCAGACACAGGGAAGCCUGGGCUUGGAGGUGCCGAGCCGUGCUGGGGCUGCUGCUGCUCGGAGUGGCCGCCGCCGGGGUGGCCGUCCUGGGCUGGCUGCUUGUGCACCAGCUGGAGACGCUGGAGCAGCUGCGAGAGACCGUGGAGAAGCUGCGGGGCCGCCUGGAGGAGCUGGAGGUGCUGAAGGAGCAAGUGCAGAGGACGAGAGAGCAGCUGUCUGUCACAGCGGAGCUGGAGCGGCGACUCUCUGACCUGGAGCUGGCCCAGAUGCUGUCUAGGCAGAAACUGGAGCGAGCCUCUGCCGCUGCUGAGCGCAUCGUGGCCUCUGACCCUAUCAGCAAGCUUGCCGCCUUCCAGGUGGAAGUGAAGCAGGCCAUCAGCGAGCUGAGAGGAGAGCUCCCCUCCGGGACUGAGCUGCAGAGCCAGCUGGAGCAGCUGAGAACCACCGAGUUGGAGAUGCUGAGGCAAGAGGUGGCUAGGCUCUUGUCGUCGGGUUCCAGGCUGGAGCAGAGCGUGGCCUCAUUGACCGGCUCCCUCACCAGUGCCCAGAGAAGCCUGGAAGAGAAGGCUCAUAGCCUGCAAGCCAUGCAGCAGGAAGCAGAGCACGCGAAGGUGGCUGGCGAGAGAUUGGAGAACGACAUUGGCUCCCUCUCAGCCCGGACCUUCGUCCUGGAGGGAAGCCUCAACCGCACCACGCUGCUGGCACGUGCCCUGCAGCUGCAGCUGGAGCAGAACAGCAAGGCUCUGGCUGGGCUGCAGGAAGUGGCAGCAAAUCAGAGCAGGAGCGACAGCUCUGAACCUCAGCAGCUGGAGAACCUCCGGGUGCAGAUCCAGCAGCUGAAGAUGGAGAGAUCAGCCACACAGGAGCAGGUGAAUGAGGCGCUGCACAGCAUUGCUGACCAGAGGAGAGAGCUGAAGGGCAGGAUCUCAGAGCUGGAAACAACUAUUCGUGCUCUUCAGGGCCAUGUGACUCAGGUGGAGCUGGGCAUGGUCAGUCUGAACACACAGCUCUCUGGUGCAGUGGAGCAGCAGCUGCAGGGUCUAAAGCUUGGGAUGGCCAAUCUGGAGAGCAGCCUGGGCACCAGCCUGCAGCAGUGUCUCUCAGGAGAAGUACAGACCCGCUGUGAGACUGAGGACGGCUGUGGGUGGCCGCGCGUGCGCGAGGUCAGCUUCCCGCACCGUGUCCCGACCCAGCCCGCAAUUAUGCUGGGGCUGGUGGGGCUGAGCACUCGCGGCUCCGUGGGCAUCUCGGUGAGAGCUGUGGACGUCACGGACUCUGGCUUCAAAAUACACAUCGCCAGCGUGGGCAACCAGUCCCUGACCAGUGCCAGGGUCUCUUGGAUGCUGUGUGCCUAGAUGGAAAGCUGUGAUGCGGCCCCUGGAGCAAGCAGCUGGGGCAGGGGGAGUAGGGGUUACUGAGCUGGUGGCAUCUGCUUUCCUUGGACACAACUGUGGUUUGCUUUGGUUUUCUUUAAAGUAAUUACAGCUUACAAGGAGUCCAUGUAGACGGGAUCCCAAUUAAUAGCCCUUCUCUUGGGAGCUGUGUACCCCCACGUAAUGGCAGGCUGAGCUGCCCCAGGCCUUGCCGAAGGCUCCUGGAAAGUGCAGCUGACAAGAUCUGUCUUAAACUUCCAAAUCUAAGUGCCUAAACUGAGCCCACCAGCUAUAUGCACAUGUGCAGCUGUUCGUGUGUGCGUUCAGCCACGCUGCAUCUGCAGAUGUGCGGCACACUCGCACGAAAAGAUGCACCACACGGCUAAUGGUGAGGGAAGUUGAGCACCUGGGUCUGCAAAGUUGGCCUGUAAACAUCUUUAUUUAGGGUUUUUUUGUUUUAUUAUUUUCAGUAGCAACAGUUGGAAUAUUCUCCUGCUGCCCAUUUAUGAUUCUACCCAGUGCUCUGCAUGUCAGACGUGUUUAAAACUUAUGCAGAGAUGAUGCUAAUGGCAGGAUGCAGCCAAACUACCAGAGAUGUAGGACUACCUGUGUGUGUAUUUCCAGUUGGAAUUUCCUGGCUGAGCCAGUUUCUCCUGGCACAGUGUGAGCUUGCCUAUACUGCAGAGGGCAUUGCUAGUCAGGGCUGCUCAUCCCUCGCAGAGCUAUGGCUUCUCGUACUCUGAGCCUUACCCUGGAAGAGAUGGACAGUCAUGCUAAGCUUUCUUGUGGCGUUGCAAGGUGGACUAAGACUACUAGCCUUUUCUGGACCUCUGAUCUCACCAAGUGAAACACCAGAGUGUUCAGACCGCUCCAGGUGUGCUUGCUUGUCUGCCUAAUUCUGCAGAAGGGAAGCAGCUGUAUUUUAAUGUGUACAACUCUCUCAGAAGAAGGCUUUGGAGGCUGCUAAUGGUUUGUCAAGCCUGCUGACCUAUGCCCAAUACACCUGCUGCCCUACUCUCUUUUUUCUUCUUCCCUUCCCCCCCCCCCCCAUCCCCAAUCCCCGGAAGAUGCACUGGAGCUCUCAACACAGCAGGCUCCAGGGUAGGAGAGGGGCCUGCAAAGCAGGUUAUGGGUCCACCAUGAGACACCUUGCAAAGAUGGGAGGUGUGUGCAAUGCCACCCCUGUAGUCCUAGUUUGGAGGUUGUGUGUCCGGUGGUGGUGGGUACAGAGACUCUCAGCUGGUGCUACAUAUGUACCCCAUGGAGAUGCGUGGGUCUCAAAUUGGCAGGGUUGGGGUUGAGCAUUGUGCCUUCUGUGGCUGAAGAUCAGAACACAGAGGCUGCUUCUUGUCAGAAAGAAAAUGGAGUGUUCCCCAGAUUACCAGCUGAUGUGGGAGUGGGGGUUUGGAGUGACUUCAGUUGGGUGCUAGGAUAGCUCCACUCUAGAGGCACAGAGGAGACAAUCUGCCUAAAUUGUCCUCUUCUUCUCCUCCACAUGUUCACUCUGCACUGACUGAAAGGAGGAAGGACAAUUUUGUUAAAGCACAGAACUAGGAUGUUGGAAAUCCAUGUUCUGUUCCUAUCUCUGCCACACAUUGGCAGGUGGCUUGCCCUCUGCGCCUGGCCUUUGUAAAGUACCAAGCGAUGCCUGCUGUCUGCAGGCAACCGUAGAGAUUUUUUUUUUUUCCCCUGAAAAAGCAAAUUCUGCAAACUGAAACACUGUGAUUUGGAAAUGGUGCUGCCCUGCCUUAUGGGAGCUGUAGUUCAGAUGUCUGUUCCCAUUUUCCUCUAUAGACUGCUUGGAUGCACUCUGGUAAAUUACAGUUUUGUAUGGGGAGUACAGCCUAUAAAAGAGAGGGAAUAUGAGGCUGCAUUUACCAGACAAAAUAUUUUGGGGUUUGGAUCUAUUUUUGGUGGGAAAAAUCAAAACUUUCUGUGUGCGUGAAUCUAUUUUCCAACAACCAUCUCUAGUGCCAAUUACUGUUUCUAAGCUCACUUGGUGCCAUCAGCUGGGACACAUGGCAGAUGCCUUCCCAUAAUGCCUGAGGUGUCCUGUGGGGAUCCAGAACAUUCUAGCGUUGCCUCAUCAUCUGAACAGCGCUGACAAGACUGCUGCUACCCCGGCUCACCAGGACGCUGGCUGCAGAAAAGGAGGUGGUGCACUGAAAGCUCAAGCUAAGAGUCGUAUGAUGUGGGGGGAUGGCAAAUGGCCCUUCAGCUCUUCAGGCUGUCGGAGGGCAGAGAAAGGUGCCAAAGCAGCAUGUUCUGCUCGGAGCGAGUGGGGACAUCAGAACUCCGAGGACAGGCUACAGGACACAACUAAGACUCUGAAGUGACUUCUGGCAAUGGGAUCUGGGAGCCUGAGCAGUGCCUGAUGCUGCUUCGCACCCAUGCUGAUCAUGUGUGUAUUCAGCCCUCCUCAGCAGAGGGUGUAUUGACAGUGCCUGAGGACCCCAAGGAGAAAGGGAGUGGGGGAGUGGGAUUCUGGGCAAAACAUGUAAUGCCUCCAGUGUCGGACAGGAAAUGAUGGUUUUUUCCAGUUGCUUCCAUGUGCCUAACGCAGCUGCAGACUUUCCCCUGUCCAGUGGGAAACUGCUGCUCUGCAGCCAUCCAUAGGCGAAGGAGCUGCUGCUGUUUGUUCGUGCCUGAGCUGCAGGAAUCGCGUCUGUGACUCAGCCCCGUGGAGGCCUCGAGGUUUGUGGGCUGUGUGCUUCAGCCUCUGGCACGGAGCUGGCUGCCAAUUCAGGAGGCCGCAAGUGCUGAAUUGCCAAAGUUGUUUUAGAAACCGAGCAAAUGGGCACAUACCAAAACCUCCCUCGGGUGGAUCUCUGUUGGCAGUGCGAUAUUUGGCCUCAUCCCCAGCGUGCCUUGCUCUAAACCGGUUUUCUGCUCAGGUGUGGGCUCGCAUGGCUUCAUGCAAAAUGGAAGCGCUUUCCCUGAAAUGGCGGAGUGCUGCUCUGUGGGAUGGAGUGGGGAAAAAACAUGGUGGGUCAGAACUGGGAGCGCUGUAUGCAAACCAUCAAUCCUCUCCUGGGCUUGAGAGCCUCUGGGGCCACAGCCACCCUCCUUGGCAUCAUGCUCAUCCUGCCAUAGGGUUCCCCUGCCUAAGGGUGAAGUACUUGGGCCUUUAACAAAGCAAGCCUCCCAUUCAGCUGACGGAGUUUUCCCAUUUGUGGGGAACAUGGAAUCUGGCUUAACGUUAAUUCCGAGUUGCUCUACAAUGUCCACGUAUGUAGCCUGGCUCCGAUCAGACUCCUGGCUCCUCUCGUGCUGGCGAGGCCAGCACAGCCCUUUGCUGAAGCUUUUCUGCAAGUACUGAAUAAAAAGCAGGGUAAGUCUGGUGUAGUUUUAAAACCCUCCUCUCCUAGGGCCCAGCUGGCACCUAAGAAACUAACUGGGUGGUGGUUCUUGUGCCAGGCUGGGUGUGGAGACCCUCUGGUUUUUUGGAUUGUGUUCCAUUUCCAUUUAGCCUAGGUCAGUAAAAACUAACUUGCAGGUGCAAGCAGAACCCCUAUAAGCCAGAUUUAAGCUGAUGCCAGUGCCUAUGCUCCCACCCCACACAGUCUUCCACCAGUGUAACCAUAAUGAACCAGUACAAUGGCUGGGUGUAGGCAAAUGCCAAGUUGCUUUUGGUGCAAGGCUUGUCCAUGCACAGAUCCUUCGAGGCAGCAUCUAACCCAAAAGUUAAAUGUCUCUGCAUUUGCUAUAUCUAAUGGAUGUGGGUCUGUUUCCAUUUUACAUUUAAGAGAAAACUAAAGUCACUAGCCGAAUGCAGCAGAGCUGGCUGUAUUCAAGUCCUGUGCUGUGGGAGCUGCUGCUGCAUGUACAUCAAAUUCCUCUCUCCUUCUGAGCCAGUUUUUAGCUUGUGCUUCCCAUUGGCUUUGUCUCGACUUAUGUGGCUGCAAACUGGGCCUGAGAUAGGUUAAGGGCUGAAGCCAGCCAGCCAAACAUCUUACAAUUGCCCAGCCAAGUGAAGGGCUGGGCUGCUUAGGGUGGGUCUGAUUCUGAUCUCGUACUGCCGUAUGCCAGGAACUCGGUUGUCCUCAGUGGGGGUGCUCCUGAUGUAAAGGGGUGCGAGAGGAGAAUUGACGCACACCUAGGUUCUUGUCGUGGCAGGGUUGCUGUAAGGGCCAAGUACCUAGACAUUUCUGUAUUGAAUCAGGCCUUGUAUAGUUGGGGUACAGGAGCAGGCUGAAUGUGGCUCUUGCUGAGUGCGUAAAGAGGUUGCUGUCCUACUGCUGUGUACCCGUAGUGCAAAGCUGAGCUCAGCAUUGAUAAUACCAGUUGUAUGGCCAGCAAACUGCUUCUCUUCUGAAAUAACUGCCUGCAUCGCCCUGAGUCCCCUUUGAGCCCUGCACCGAUUCAAAAUUGGUAUCCGCAUCCAGUCCACAAAAAUGAUCUGUGGAUACCUGCAGCUGCGGCUAUAAAGCAGGUAUUUGCAGGGCUUCAGAUACCACAUUUUGAUCUGCAUCCAUGCGUGAUCAGCAAAAAGGGUCCGUGGAUAUCUGCGGAUUUAAAGUGGAUAUUCACCAAUUUGCAGGGUUCUAGUCACCUUCAGCUCAUAUUGCUCCAUCUGCCUCAAAAGGCUGCCAGUUGCUAUUGCUGCCUGAUAACAGUGCUAGCCUGCGUCUUAGUUCACACUCUGCAAACUGGAUCCCUUCCCACCAUGUGUGAUUCAGGUCGCAGGUGAACUCUUAGCUUUUCAGAAUAAGCACUGCUGAAUUCAGAAAUGCAAGAACAGUGCCACUUCUUCCAAGAGGAGGAGACACCUCCACAAAUCAACCUUCCAGCUGUUCCUCUCAUCUGGAAAGGAUUUGCACGUGGCCCUUGGCUGGCUCAGUGAUGUUUCCUAGGUGGAUAGAGUUGUGCAAGCCAUUCCUGUGCCACAGACAUUAAGUAGCACUUCUCUGAUCUGUGCCCACAUGUGAGCAGGCUGUGUGCCUGCUUUUCAGCAGAGCUGGGGGUGAGAUCUGUUGUCAUGCUGUCAUCUUUAAAAUAAGAGGUGACUAGGCACUGUGCUAGAGAGAAGAGUAGCUAGAUGCCAGCUGUCAAGUGGAACUGGCAAAGGGCAUCUUGCGCUGUGUUUUUAUUGAUUUGCAUCCAUGCUACAGAGGCACACACGUUACCCUGUGACGGCUCACCUAGCUCCUGGGCCAAAUGACUGGUGGUUUUAUUUAUUUUUGUACAGUGGUGGUGGACUCUAGGGACUAGUUUUCUUCUCACUGUGAGGAAUGAGGGAAGGGAUCAUAGAUCGUGUGUGUGGGGGGCCUCAGCUGGGGUUACGACCCCUCUUUCAGCUGGGCAUAGCUGGGGAUGCUGGUGUUGCUCAUGGUCUCCUGAGUCCUCUCUUAGACAACAGGGUGAUAGGUGCAUUAUCAGUGUCUGAAAAGAGGAGCAAAAGCCUGUUACUUAUCCCAGGGUUGCCUGUAUGAGGAAUUCAUGGUCAGGUAGCCGCUUCCUGGACAUGAGCUGUGCCAGUUCUGGCAGCUCCAGACUCUGUUCUGUUCCAGGGAGAAGAGGGGAUGGUGCUGAGGUGAUAAACAAGCAGCCAGCUACAGCCUGACCUGCCCCUCAAGCAGGAACUUGCAGUGUGUCCUCAAUGGGAGAAGUAGAAAUGCAGAUUAGUGUCCCUGUGUAUGACCUCCAACCCCACAGCUGGCUUAGAGUGCUGAUAAGCCCUAGUUUUUUACUGGUGGAAGCUGGAAGUGUGGUGGGUCCCCUUGAGCCUCCUGUGCUGAGAGUUAGAUGCUAUUAGUGUUCAAAGCGGCGGCCCAGCUCCUGCUGCCCAAGCUUUCCCUUGAGGAAACCCAAACUCCCCUCCUUCCGGCCAUGCUAGCCAUAUGCACGUCCCCGUACCCAGAGGAUUAGUGUUGCCUCUUGGUUUUGGUGGCUCUGGGACAUGAUGGGAAAGUUGUAUUGUAAAUGAAUAAAUCUCAACUAGCACCUCCCCCAGUGUAAGUGCGGCUCCAAACCUGGGUCUCCAUGUCUGGGAGAGGAGAGCAGCUCUGCUGGAAGGCCCCAGAAAUAGUCCCAUUCCAAGCAAAGCCCUGCCAGGUCCCAGGAGUCCUUAAUGGAAGGUGUGAAUUCCAGGAACAGAGCCAAGUGCCUGGUUGGCCUAUAGAGUGUAACUACCUCGGCCUGUUUAAUAAGGGCUGUGAAUUGCAAGAACAUAGUGACGAGGGGCCUGGUGGCCUCUGAAACCACGGCUGGAAGUGCUAGGGGCACCAGCAGUCUGUCUAGAACUGGAGACUUAGAGUUCCCUUCUUUGCAAUGAAGGACCCCAGUCCUGCCUAUCUCUCGCCUCCCAUACACUCAUCUUCAAAAGUUUCCACCCCUUCCAACCUACUGCCCAUGGAGAUCAGCACCCCACAGCCCUGGGGGCUGUACAUAAAGCUGGGGAGAGCUACUCCCUGCUCUGAAGAGCUAACCCAGAGAAAAGGUGUGAUGGGAGGCAGGCAUAGAGAGGGGCAGUGAUUUUCCCCAAGGUCACCCAGGAGCAGAGCCAGAACUAAAACCCAAAUCUUGUGAGGCCCAGUCCACUGCUGGGUGCGUGAAGGUCCUGACAGCCAAGCUGGAGGGUGUUUCUGACUGGAGGGGGCUGUAGGCCUUCACAGCGAGAGACACUUGUGUCCUUUCCCCUGGGAUCUGAGCAACUACAGCUUUGCAGCCUUCCUCUGUCAAGGCAUCUCUCUGCACCCACAGUGAGCUUCUCCUUAGAGAUGAACCGGAGGAAUAGUGUGGUCACCUCACCCAUUGGAUUGCUGGGUUCUCUGGGGCAUCAUGGAGUCCUGGACUUACCCCUACUCCUAGGGCCUGUGCACCAACCUAGGACACCCCCAUCCUUCCUUUCAGUUCACAGAAGGAAGCAGUGAGACCACACUGGUGCCCCACAUGGGAGUGGGAGCUGCUCUGCAGGCAGAUCCACCCAUCUCCUCUCUCUUACUCUCUCCUCUGCCUCCCUGCUGAAUCACAGUCUCUGUGGGAGAUGGGCAGAGGGCCCAGAACCAUCUACCCAAAUGCCCCGAGUUCAACAGAUCAGGUAAGUGGGAACUGGAUGCAGACAAGGCCUGUGCUGAACCAAAGUCAAAGCCCAACCCACCAUCUUUGGCAAACAUUCGUAGUUUGGGUUUUGCAAUCUCCCCUCAAUCCCCUUCUGCUCUUCCUGGCUCCAUCCCUCACUCCACAGAGAUGCCUUCAUUCCAUCCCUUUCCUUAUAGACGCUCCCUUUCCUUAUAGACACUCCCUCUGUUGCCCUCUCCAGGCAUUUACCUAUCAAAAUUCCUGUGUUUCCUGGCAUGACUGAUCCCUUCAUCUUCCUGCUCCGGGAGCUGGUAGGAUUAGCCCUUCUGAGAUGCUCCCUAUGGGCACCUGGCCACUGAGCUCGCUGCAAAACAGUGUGGCCAUCUUGCUAGGCUGAUCUGGCCACUCAUCGGAGAACCUGCUGCUACUUCAUUCCAGCCUGCCUUGGCGUGGUGAGCAGUGGCCUUUGUUCCUGCCGACGACAUGGCCACGGGACCAAAGUUAACAGUGAAGCCUAAUUUACAGGCAGCUCAGCAUGCAGCUAGGGCAGAACAAAACGUGUCGGCACAGAUGGGGCAAUGCUCAGGGAGCUGCUUUCACACGGCUUAUCUAGCGACGCCUGGAAGCUGCAGCAACUCACUGGCUUAAUAACAUCAGCACAGGCCAAAGCUGCCUGUAAUGUAGGAAUACAUGUUUGGGGGCAGGGAGCUUUCCUAUUAAUUCUGCAGCAAACAAAGCAAAUCACAGAGCUGGGUACCUGGGUUCAGAAAUGAGGAGAGGUGUGGAUGAAGCAGUGCUUGGGUUCCUGUGCCGGGGCACCUGGGAGAGGAGGGUGGGAUGUGACCACUUCAGGAAUGCCAGCAGAGAGCAUGACCCAGGAGGCACAGAGGCUACUACACCGGCACAUGUUCAUGGCUCUGUGUUGCUUUGCUGCACGUUCAGUGGUUUAAGACAGUGUUCAUCAUACAGAUUGCAUGGUUAUGUCCAGACAGCAGGGAAACUUGGCUGUGACUAAGGUGCAGGAUAGCCUGAGAUUGAUCCCACAGCAACGUCCAGCCACCACAAAAACCCAGCUCUGACGAAUGUCCAGCGUCUCCUAGACCUAGUGCACGGCGAACAUCAGGCACUACGGAAGCAAUGCGGAGCUGAUUGCACAACUCAAUGCCGAAUGCAAGCUCAGCAUGAUGGCCUGCACUGAUCAAACCACAGCGUGUAGGCACUAUGCAAGCUCAGCUCUGCUGAAUGGGGGGAGCAUCCCGAAAAGCAAUUGCA